AUAACCAUGAUGCUCCAGGCGGCUGUGCUCAGUGUCCUCUUCUUCUCUGUCCACAGUUUUACUAUACAGGCUUCUUUUGCAAAGUGCAACACCACUGAAGAUGACGAUUUCAGUGUGUCCACGCUGUUGCAGAAGGCCAAUGUUAAUCUUGGAAAGAACUUUGAUGACCCUCUGGUGUUAUUUGGAGACAUAGCAGUACCAACAGGUCUACAGAACGCUGAUCCCUGCACAGCACGAGGCUGCCUGUGGCCUAAAGCCUCCGAUGGCAACGUCUAUGUACCCUACCGCAUCUCCAACGAGUACUCCACGCGAGAGAGAAAAAUCAUAGUCCAAGCCCUGCAGUCAUUUGCUCAGUGCACUUGCAUCCGCUUCACCCCCUUGACUAACGGACAGGAGGACUUUAUUGACAUCCAGUCUCGCGAAGGGUGUUACUCAUUUGUUGGACGUCGUGGUGAUGGCCAGGUACUGUCUUUGAAACGUCCGGGCUGUGUUUACCACCAGGUCAUCCAACAUGAGCUGCUCCACGCCCUGGGCUUCAACCAUGAACAGACUCGGUCCGACAGGGACCAGCAUGUUCGCAUCCUGCUGGAGAACGUCGAGCCUGGCAUGGAGCACAAUUUCAGGAAGAUCGAAACAAGGAACCUUGGCACUCCCUAUGACUAUGGCUCUAUCAUGCACUAUGGAAGGUAUGACUUCUCUAAGAACUGUCAGCCAACCAUCAUUCCUAUCCCUGACAACAACGUAGCCAUUGGCAGAGCCACCCAGAUGAGUCCUACUGACAUCCUUCGGGUGAACCGCCUGUAUGGCUGCAAAUCGACUGCUUCCAGACGUCACCUGAAACCUGUGCAAAGAAAGCGCUUCCUCUAG
This is a messenger RNA of Perca fluviatilis (European perch), 867 nucleotides long. RefSeq names its product low choriolytic enzyme-like. Gene Ontology annotation, molecular function: zinc ion binding; metalloendopeptidase activity. The transcript is spliced from 9 exons. The record is from RefSeq and is a predicted model, not a curated record. Bases 7 to 867 code for a protein of 286 amino acids. Gene Ontology annotation, biological process: proteolysis. Lineage: Eukaryota; Metazoa; Chordata; Actinopteri; Perciformes; Percidae.